CUAAGGAUACCCGCCCUCCGGAAGCUCCCGGCGAAUGUAGUGUUUUAUUGACUCGGAAGGAAAAGUGAGAGGCAUUUCAUCAGCUUAUUGCCAAGUUUUCGGGUAGUGGAAAACAGGCGUUGGGACAUGGACAGCCGCUUGCAGGAGAUCCGGGAGCGGCAGAAGCUACGGCGACAGCUCCUCGCGCAGCAGUUGGGAGCUGAAAGUGCGGACAGCAUUGGUGCUGUGUUGAAUAGCAAAGAUGAGCAGAGAGAAAUUGCUGAAACAAGAGAAACUUGCAGGGCUUCCUAUGAUACCUCUGCUCCAAAUGCAAAACGUAAGUAUCUGGAUGAAGGAGAGACAGAUGAAGACAAAAUGGAAGAAUAUAAGGAUGAGCUGGAAGUGCAACAGGAGGAAGAGAAUUUGCCAUAUGAAGAAGAGAUUUACAAAGAUUCUAGUACUUUUCUUAAGGGGACACAGAGCUUAAAUCCCCAUAAUGAUUAUUGUCAGCAUUUUGUAGACACUGGACAUAGACCUCAGAAUUUCAUCAGGGAUGUAGGUUUAGCUGACAGAUUUGAAGAAUACCCUAAACUGAGGGAGCUCAUCAGACUUAAGGAUGAGUUAAUAGCCAAGUCUAACACCCCUCCUAUGUACUUACAAGCAGAUAUAGAAGCUUUUGACAUCAGAGAAUUAACACCCAAAUUUGAUGUGAUUCUCCUGGAACCCCCUUUAGAAGAAUAUUAUCGAGAGACUGGCAUCACAGCUAAUGAAAAAUGCUGGACUUGGGAUGAUAUUAUGAAGUUAGAAAUUGAUGAGAUUGCAGCACCUCGAUCAUUUAUUUUUCUCUGGUGUGGUUCUGGGGAGGGAUUGGACCUCGGAAGAGUGUGUUUACGCAAGUGGGGCUAUAGAAGAUGUGAAGAUAUUUGUUGGAUUAAAACCAAUAAAAACAAUCCUGGGAAGACUAAGACUUUAGAUCCAAAAGCUGUCUUCCAAAGAACAAAGGAACACUGCCUAAUGGGGAUCAAAGGAACUGUUAAACGUAGCACAGAUGGGGACUUCAUUCAUGCUAAUGUUGACAUUGACUUAAUUAUCACAGAAGAACCUGAAAUCGGCAAUAUAGAAAAACCUGUAGAAAUAUUUCAUAUAAUUGAACAUUUUUGCCUUGGUAGAAGACGCCUUCAUCUUUUUGGAAGAGAUAGUACAAUUCGACCAGGCUGGCUUACGGUUGGACCAACUCUUACAAAUAGCAACUACAAUGCAGAAACAUAUGCAUCCUAUUUCAGCACCCCUAAUUCCUACUUGACUGGAUGUACAGAAGAAAUUGAGAGACUUCGACCAAAGUCACCUCCUCCCAAAUCUAAAUCUGAUCGGGGAGGUGGAGCUCCCAGGGGUGGAGGGAGAGGUGGAACUUCUGCUGGCCGUGGACGAGAAAGAAAUCGAUCUAACUUCCGAGGAGAAAGAGGUGGCUUUAGAGGGGGCCGUGGAGGAGCACACAGGGGUGGCUUUCCACCGCGAUAAUUUCUGAAGACACUGAUCCUGUUAAUGCCCUUCUUAAUUUGUUUGAAUUUCAUUUGGGAGACAUAUUUUAGAAUUUCAUUCCAGCUUGCACUUUGCUUUAGUUUCUCUAAGCUGCAGAAUAUCGAAGCCAGUCUUCCUUGAAUUUGUCAUAGACGCUAUCUAGUUUUGUCCAGGAUAAAUGAGCAGUCCUGCCCUUUGUCAUGUGCAUGUAACUGAACAGAAUGGAACAACACAAAAACUUUCACCUUCAGAGACUGACUGAGUUUAUUCUGAUAUAUUCCAACUAAUUGCAAAGGCUUUUGCAUUUUAGGAAUAAUUGAAGUGAACAAAGACCCACUCUGUGCUAUACUAGUGUGACGGGAGUUGAGAUAAUGUACAUCUUGCCACUGCUGUCACAGCAAAUGGGAAGCUGUUUGGGAGCCUUGAUAGAAUGGAAUUGGGACAGAUGAGAAACUUCUGUUGGGGGUCUUAACAUUUUAUUGAUGAAACAACAGAAAAAGAUGGGUUUUUUUUUUUUCUUUUUAAAAAAUCCUAAACUCAGAUAUAAUCUGAGUAUUUUGCAGACUAAAAAAAAAAACCUUCCAAAAAGCUCAUCAUUAUAAUAUUAAUCGUGUAGCUACACAUGACUCUUAAUCAUGCUUCCUUAGAAGCAAACAAGGACAGAUAGCCAAGUGCUAGCACUUUGGUAUGUAUUUGAACUUGGAUUGACUUUCGAAGCAGUUUUGUGUUCAUUAGCAAAACAGAAGUAACAGAGUCAGCAGCAAAGACACCUAGUUAUCAGGUACUUGUUUUAAACAUUUUGAGGAAUAAAGUACUUGGUGAUGAGAAAAUGACAUAUAUAUCUUUAAACUAGUUAUGGAGAAAGUUUAAUGUGAAAACCAGUUACAGAAAUCCCUCAACUUAAGAAUACAGCUUGGAAAAUAGAACUGCAGUUGCCUUUUAUUAAAACCAUUAUAGUCUUUUGCUUGUUUUUAAGGAACUGGUUUUGCAGAUCAGUUUGUUGUACAAGACUUUAUGCUGUCAUUUCUCUUUCUAUACUGUAACUCAUGUUUUAAAUGGAUUUUCUGAAUUUAAUGAAGUAUCAUUAUUCUUGAUAAAUACAGUUUUUUAUUUUGUGUAUGAUUUUUCCAAUGAAACUUUAAACCUUCAAAAUUUGGGAGUCUGUUUUCUAUAAGAGAAUUACUGUUAUCAAAUGAAAAAAAAAAAAGACUAACAUGAAAUCAAACUCUUCUUUUGGUCUCUGGUGCAUUUUAGUGGCCAUUCUGUGCUUUUCACUGGCUCAUAUCAUACAUAAGACAAGGUUCUAAUACACCCACUAAAGACUCAGCUGAAGAUAAGGACUGAGUUAUGGAAAUAGGGUUGAGAUUCUUAAAAACCUAAUGCAUUUAACUUGCCCAAAUUGUUAGUACUAUUUAGUACAGAUAGCGUUUGACUAACACCUUUCCAGAUGUAGAAAUUAUGUAUUAUGAUUGGUUAGAGUUUUUACUGUUAGAAAUGAAGUUUUCAACUUCAUUAAUUACAAAUUAUCUAAAGCAGAACUGUAUUUCUCAAAGUUGGCCUGGGAAUGAAGAGGACAGAGAGAAGUUCCAUUUGCCCACUGAUGGGUCCUUAGAAGUGUCAGCUGAGGAGUGAUCCUGUCCCAGGCACAGGACUCUAGCAUGUUCCAUGCCCUGGGCCUAGCUGAAGGAAGACAGCAUGCCUGGUGCUCACCUGGCACAGUCACCUGUGAAAUCUCUAUCUCAAGGACAUCUUUCAGGGAGGUAGGGCUGCUUGUAGGUUGAAAGUAGGGAGUAGCCACAGUCCGCCAUAUUUAGAAAAGAGCAAACAAAAGAAUAGAUUGGGGUAAAAGAAGAUCUAGCCUUUAUCCUUUGGAUAAUGUAAUACAGCCUUUUUAAUAACAGAGGGUAGAAUCAACUUUAGUUUUGCCAUCUUUCACUUUUAGUAAAGGUUGCCUCAUCAUUUUUUACAAUAGAAUGUUGUUCAUUGAGGAAAGGUUUCCAAUGAAAGUUCAUUAACCUUUGCUGGCUUCUAAUUCUCUUUAUAUUUGCAUGUCUCAACAUUUUGACAGAAUUAUCUAGGAAUCACCAAAAAUAAAUUUUUAGUUGCUAUACUGAUUUCUAAUUUAUACAUUUGGGAAUAGAAGCUAAUCAUUCUGAAAUAACCUUAAAUUUUUCAGUUUAAAAGUUCUACUAUCUAAGAUUAUACAGAAUUACCAUUCUAGGUAUUCCAAGACCAAGUGUUGAAAUAUCUUCAAUGGGAACUAUUCUCCGAAAGGAGGAUGACAAUAGGGAGACCCAAAGUGCUGCCUGAAUAGGAAUUCUUUUCUGCUUUUCUUCAUAAUGGAGAAUAGAAAAGGGGAGGAAGUUGAUAAUGUCAGCUAGAACAGAUUUUGUGGUAGAAAGUCCCAUACCCAAAGACAAUUGAACCAGAUUAGUCCGAGGAAUCAUGGAGAGAGCAGUCAAAGGGUAGAAUGGUCACCAAACAGCACAGAGAGGGAGAGGACAAGGUGAAAACUGGAAAUCAAGCAUCAGGUCUGUGGAUGCCAGGCCACAUGUCCAGAGCUGGAGUGGAUCAGGACUGCAGCAGUUCUGAUAUCAUUGCUAAGUAGAAGAGACACUUGAUGGCUAUUGGCUCAUAAAUGUAGAAAUUUAAACCUUACCUCCCUUAUUCUAAAGCUGAUUCAGUGUUAUGCUGUAGUUCGAUUUUAAGUUAAUGUAGUUGUAAUGGUAGAUGUCUGGAGUUACAAUGUUCUAUCGAUCAGCUGAGACCCUUGUAUCAUGGCUGUUACUAAGAGUGUUCCAAGGAAUGAUUCCUUUUCAUGUCUUUUAAAAUACCUUCUCCCUGUCUUAAUAGCUAAAUCAUAUCUUUCUGAUUAGUUACGGCAGCUUUUUUUUUUUUUUCUCUUCCACAGCUGCAAGAGCAGCUGGGGAAGAAAAACUUAUAUUAUUUAAAAAUCUGUAUUAAUUUAAAACAUAACUAUUUUCAUUAAGGACAUAAAAUUUGA
Messenger RNA from Choloepus didactylus (southern two-toed sloth), 4501 nucleotides. RefSeq names its product methyltransferase like 14 (gene METTL14). Gene Ontology annotation, cellular component: RNA N6-methyladenosine methyltransferase complex; nucleus. NCBI's taxonomy places the organism in Eukaryota, Metazoa, Chordata, Mammalia, Pilosa, Megalonychidae. The coding region runs from base 127 to 1497 and encodes 456 amino acids. The record is from RefSeq and is a predicted model, not a curated record. Gene Ontology annotation, molecular function: mRNA binding. The transcript is spliced from 11 exons.